AUGUCGAACGAGACUCGCUCGUCUUGCAAUAUUGCGUUAAAACCUGCAACUGCAAAGCUUCCACAGCCCCCCACUGAUAUUGCAAAACGAGCCAUUGCCACUAAUAAUACGCUCGCUAGGCGCUCUGGUAUCCACCGCAAGCCAUUGAAGAACCCUAUCCCCGUUGGGAUAGCUUGGUGUAUUCACUGA
Messenger RNA from Penicillium hordei, 189 nucleotides. RefSeq lists its product as uncharacterized. NCBI's taxonomy places the organism in Eukaryota, Fungi, Ascomycota, Eurotiomycetes, Eurotiales, Aspergillaceae. The record is from RefSeq and is a predicted model, not a curated record. The coding region runs from base 1 to 189 and encodes 62 amino acids. The transcript has a single exon.